AAUGCAAGAUGGCCCCUCAUAUAAAAACAGUCUACUGGGUCGCCGUCACAGCACCACAAAAUAACUCUUUAUAUUUAAUUAGGUUGAAAUAUUCAUCGGCUAAGAGUUCUGCAGGUUGACGUAAGCUACAAAUUGAUAUAUGUGUGGUACUUGGUAAUUUUUGAUGGCGGAAGAUAUCCGGGAGGCAAGAGCGACAACUUUGAAGGCAUGAAUUGUGAACUCUUCUUCUUGGUUCGACACACUUGGGGCGGUCAGUAGCACAUCCACACACGGUCGGGCCUCGACUCGCUAACGUUAGCUGCUAACUAGCUCAUGAUUUCGCCUGCUAUUAUUCGCCACAUUGGAACCAUUCCACACCGAUCGUGUUGAGUUACUAGCUUCUGCUUGAAUGUGGGACGGGAAGAACGAAAGGACUGCUGAACAUGGCUGUAACAAGACUUGAUCGUUUGUUCAUCCUACUUGACACUGGAACAACACCAGUAACCAGGAAAGCAGCAGCCCAGCAGCUGGGAGAAGUGGUGAAACUACAUCCGCAUGAACUGAACAAUCUGUUAGCAAAGGUCUUGACCUACCUAAGGAGUCCAAACUGGGACACUCGUAUUGCGGCUGGCCAAGCCGUAGAGGCUAUUGUGAAAAAUAUUCCGGAGUGGAAUCCUGCGCCAAACCCUAAAGAAGAGUCUUUAUCGCCAGAAGAGCCAUCUUGUGACAGGCUGAGUUUCUACCAUUUCGACAUUUCCCGCCUACUCAAACAUGGAGCAUCUCUUUUGGGAUCUGCUGGAGUGGAGUUUGAAUUGCAGGAUGACAAAAUGUGUGAAAUGGACCCAAAAGAACGUCUGGCCUGUCAAAGAAAGCUUCUUCAGAAGAAACUGGGACUUGACAUAGGUGCUGCAAUUGGUAUGGACACAGAGGAGCUAUUUAAUGAUGAGGACCUCGACUAUACAUGUUCAUCCAGUGGGUCUCGACCACAAGGAAGCAAGAUAACCGCAGGAUCCACCUCCCGUAACCAUGUCCCUAUUCAAGCUGCAGAAUUGAUAGACUCGGAAUUCCGGCCAGGCAUGAGCAAUCGCCAGAAGAAUAAGGCAAAAAGACUAGCAAAGCUAGUUGCAAAACAAAAAUCCAGGGACUUGGAUCCAAAUGAAAAAAGUAAUGACAGUUUUGAAGGCGAGCCUGAAGAGAAGCGAAGGAAGACCACCAGCAUGGUUAUUGACCAGCCAGCAUCAGAGCAAAAAGUAUUAUUUAACAAAGUUACAGAUAACGCCGGUCUUUCAGAGGAGACACAAGAGUGGCCCUUGGAAAGCUUCAGUGAAGAGCUUUGCAAUGACCUCUUUAAUCCUUCUUGGGAGAUCCGUCAUGGUGCAGGCACUGGUCUUAGAGAAAUCCUUAAGUGCCAUGGCGCAGGAGGUGGCAAACUUGUGGGAAGCACUGCAGAGCAGAUGAUGCGGCAGCAUGAAGAGUGGAUACAAGACCUCGUCAUCCGUUUGCUGUGUGUAUUCGCUCUGGAUCGUUUUGGAGACUUUGUGUCUGAUGAGGUAGUGGCACCUGUCCGGGAGACGUGUGCUCAGACACUUGGUGUUGCUCUUCGCUACAUGAGUGAGACGGGUGUGUCUAUGACAGUUGAUGUCCUGCUGAAGCUGCUCAAAGAAGACCAGUGGGAGGUCCGUCAUGGAGGCCUGCUUGGAAUCAAAUAUGCUCUUGCUGUCCGACAGGACCUAAUCUCCAUUUUGCUCCCACGCCUGCUACCUGCCAUCACCUUGGGUCUUCAGGACCUUGAUGAUGAUGUCAGGGCUGUGGCUGCUGCAGCACUCAUCCCUGUGGUAGAAGGCUUAGUACAGAUACUGCCCAAUAAGGUACCAUUCAUCAUAAACACAUUGUGGGAUGCUCUUUUGGAUCUGGAUGAUCUCACUGCUUCCACCAACAGCAUCAUGACGUUGUUAUCGUCCCUGCUCACCUACCCGCAGGUUCGACAGUGCAGUAUGCAGCAGUCAUUAACAGUGCUGGUCCCCCGGGUCUGGCCCUUCUUGAGACAUACAAUAUCAUCAGUGAGACGGGCAGCACUAGAAACACUUUACACACUGCUGUCUAAAUCUGACCAGAAGUGUGCAUUAUGGAUCAAUCCUAUCAUGCAAGAUAUGCUUCGCCACAUUUUCCAGUCUUGCAUACUAGAAAGCAAUGAGGAAAUUCUAGAACUCAUACAAAAGGUAUGGACAGAGCUUCUCUCACAGGCCCCGCAACAGUAUGUGGUAGCAGCCAGCUGUCCGUGGAUGGGUGCCUGGCUUUGUCUCAUGAUGCAGGCCUCGCACAUUCCCAUUGACCUCAACAUGUUGCUUGAAGCGAAAGCCCGCUCCAAGGAUAAAGCUGGUUCAAAGGCACGCCAAGCGACCAACCAGGUAAAGGAAACAGUCCAGAAGUAUAUAGCUGGGUCAGAGACGGUGACUGAUGACCCAGUAUCGAGGGACUAUGUGGUGAUCCGUGCUCGGCUCAUGGCUGCCAAAUUGCUCGGAGCCCUGUGUAGGUGUAUCUGUGACCCUCACCUCAAUGCUGCAACUCAGGAGAUCCGUCCAGCUGAGUCGCUGGGUCAGUUGUUGCUCUUUCACCUCAAUUCAAAGUCUGCACUGCAACGAAUAGCUGUAGCUCUUGUACUCUGUGAGUGGGCUGCUCUUCAAAAGGAUUGCCAGAUGGUGUCCAGCACGGUGCAGCCUCGUCUUCUCGCCAUUCUAUCAGAGCACUUGUAUUACGAUGAGAUUGCCAUUCCUUUCACACGCAUGCAAAAUGAGUGCAAGCAGCUCAUCGCCUUGCUCUCUGAGGCUCACAUAGACAUUCAGGACCGCCUCAAUUGUAGCGUUUUCACCAUUGAUCAAGCCAACGAGCUGUUGACCACCAUCUUCACAGAAUCAACAUCCGGUUUGAAUAUGAAGACAAAACCGGGGCAGGUAUUGGACAGUAAACGGCAGCAGGCACAGGCCACAGUAAUGGAAACCAGUAAUGAAUGGCAGCAGUUGCAUCUCCGGGUUCACAUGUUCACCGCUUGUGCUGUGAUUAACCUCCACGUGCUUCCUGACAAACUCAACCCACUGGUCCGACCUCUGAUGGAGUCCAUCAAACGGGAAGAAAAUACUCUUAUUCAGAGCUAUGCUGCUUCUUUUAUUGCCAAGCUGCUACAGCAGUGUGGCGGACGCUCACCUUGUCCCAAUCCCAAGAUAAUAAAAAACCUCUGUGCCUCAGUCUGUGCGGACUCUUCCGUUACUCCCUCAUCUGCUUGUCCUGUACCCACCCCACUGGACAAUUCUAAAGGCAGUGGUUUGGACAAAGACUGGCCCCAUCAUAUGGUUACCAAAACUCGAGGCAUUAUGACACUGUACCGUCAUCAAAGGGCAGCAUUUGCAAUCACAAGUAAAAGGGGUCCUGUUCCUAAAUCCUCCAAAACUCCCCCUUCUGAUCUUCCUCCCGGCAGCGCAAUUGGCAUAGAGAAUGAUGAGCGAAAGCCGUGUCUCAUUCAAAGAAGAGGGGCAGAGUUUUCCCUUACAACCAUUGCAAGGCACUUUGGCGUUGAUCUCACAAAGUCUCUGCCUUACCUUUGGGAGAACACAGUGGGACCUCUGAGGGCUGUCGUUGAUGAAAAUCAUGAUAUCGAUAGGCAGAUUCAGAUGGAAAGAGGCGAUGUUGCAGCUCAGGAACUGGUAAACUCGCUACAAGUGCUUGAAGUCAUGACUGGAGCCAUGUCCCCUGACCUCAAACCUCUGCUGCUGGAACACCUUCCUCAUCUCUUUACCUGCCUGCAGCAUCCUUACACAGCAGUGCGUCACAUGGCAGCACGGUGUGUUGGUGUACUUAGUAAGAUUUCCAUGCUGGAGACCAUGGAUGUUUUUCUUGAGUGCGUACUACCCUGGUUAGCUGCUAUUCAUGACUGCACCAAACAGGAGGGUGCCAUCGAAGCUUUGGCUUGUGUUAUGGAGCAGUUGGAUGUUGAUAUUGUGCCCUACAUCGUACUGCUGGUAGUACCGGUGUUGGGCCGUAUGAGCGAUCCCAGUGACAGUAUUCGUUUUAUGGCCACGCAGUGCUUUGCUACGCUCAUCCGCCUAUUGCCGCUGGAAGCAGGAAUACCUGACCCUCCUGCCAUGUCUGCCGACCUGAUCCGCCAGAAGGCCAGAGAGCGACGCUUUUUGGAACAGCUGCUAGACAGCAGAAAGUUGGAGAAUUAUGUCAUCCCUGUGCCUAUUAAGGCAGAGUUAAGGAAGUACCAGCAGGAUGGUGUUAAUUGGCUAUCCUUUCUAAACAAGUACAAACUGCAUGGUAUUUUGUGUGAUGACAUGGGCCUCGGCAAGACUCUGCAGUCUAUCUGCAUACUCGCAGGAGAUCACUACCUCAGGGCUCAAGAAUAUGCCAAGACGAAGGCGGCAGACUGCAGCCCUCUUCCGUCACUAGUGGUGUGCCCGCCAACACUGACUGGUCACUGGGUGGAUGAGGUGGGCAAGUUCUGUGCUAGAGAGUACCUCAAUCCUUUGCACUAUACAGGGCCGCCUACAGAGAGAAUGCGUUUACAACACCAAGUGAAAAAACACAAUCUUGUAGUUGCCUCUUACGAUGUUGUUCGAAACGACAUUGACUUUUUUAAAAAUAUCAAAUUCAAUUAUUGUAUUCUUGAUGAAGGUCACAUCAUCAAAAAUGGCAAAACCAAACUUUCUAAAGCUAUUAAACAAUUGGCUGCCAACUUCCGUGUCAUCUUAUCAGGAACUCCAAUUCAGAAUAACGUUCUAGAGCUCUGGUCUCUUUUUGACUUCCUCAUGCCGGGCUUCCUCGGGACGGAGCGCCAGUUCGCCGCACGUUAUGGCAAACCAAUCCUGGCCAGUCGUGACGCCAAAAGUUCUUCACGGGAACAGGAGGCUGGUGUCCUGGCAAUGGAGGCCCUUCAUCGGCAAGUGUUACCCUUCCUCUUGAGAAGAAUGAAAGAGGAUGUGCUACAAGACCUUCCUCCCAAAAUAAUUCAGGACUACUACUGCAACUUGAGUCCUUUGCAGGUUCAGCUUUAUGAAGACUUUGCCAAGUCUCGCGCUAAGGCGAACAUCGACGACAGCAUCUCUGUUACCUCUGCAGAGCAGGAGGAGAAACCCAAACUGAAGGCCACAGGCCAUGUUUUCCAGGCCCUGCAGUACCUGCGCAAGCUGUGCAACCACCCGAGCUUGGUUUUGACACCACAGCAUCCAGAGUACAAACGCGUCACCGAGCAGCUAGCGGGCCAAAACUCCAACCUCCGGGACAUUCAGCAUGCUCCAAAACUCUCUGCACUAAAACAGUUACUCCUUGACUGUGGAGUUGGUGGUGGCGGAGGUUCCGAAGGAAGCACUGAGGCGGUGGUGGCUCAGCAUCGGGUGCUCAUUUUCUGUCAGCUGAAGAGUAUGUUGGAUAUCGUCGAGCAUGACCUCCUGAAACCCAAAAUGCCUGCUGUCACCUACUUGAGACUGGAUGGGAGCGUGCAGGCAGGCCUGCGCCACUCCAUCGUCUCUCGGUUCAACAACGACCCGUCCAUUGAUGUGCUGUUGCUGACCACGCAUGUUGGCGGUCUUGGUCUGAAUUUGACUGGCGCUGAUACGGUGGUGUUUGUGGAACAUGACUGGAACCCUAUGAGGGACCUGCAGGCCAUGGAUCGCGCACACAGGAUAGGCCAGAAACGGGUGGUGAACGUGUAUAGGCUGAUUACUCGGGGCACCCUGGAGGAGAAGAUAAUGGGUCUCCAGAAGUUCAAGAUGAAUAUCGCCAACACCAUCAUCAGCCAGGAGAAUGCAAGCCUACAGAGCAUGGGAACAGACCAGCUCCUCAACCUGUUCACUCUUGACAAGGGUGACCAAGGUGAGAGGGGUGAACAGUCUACUUCAACCUCAGGAAAGGCCUCCAUGAAAUCUGUACUGGACGGUCUAGGAGAGCUCUGGGACCAGCAGCAGUACGACAGCGAGUACAACUUGGACAGUUUCAUGCACUCCCUGCAAUAGUGUCACAUGACCUCACAGCUGGCCAAGCAGGACCUGGUCAGGAUCUUAACAAACCCUGCAAGAACCUGAUGAAUUCAAGUUUCCCUUAUUUAGUGCUAUUCAGUUAAUUCGCUAAGCCCCUUUGUCAAAUGUCUGUAUAGUUUUACACCCCGCAAAUUUUCAGUGAAUUGUGCACCAAACUGUCAACAUUUAUAGUUUCAUCAUUUAGUGUAAAAUUUAACGUAGCUACUACUUUUUAUGGCACACUGCCUUUGUAAUGUAGUGCCACAAACUUAUUUUGCCUUCAUCCUCAGUUACAGAAGCACAACAGUUCAUCUCUGGCAAUCCAAACAACCGUGACAUUUUACCACACUUUGUCUCACCUGACCUAGCACUUCUACUCAGCCACCAAAUGACUCUAUUCUUUUCAGUUGCUCACAACUCUCCGAUGCAGAAAAGACUCAUGUCGAGAACCUCUAAAUGAGUGUACGACCUGAAGAAAAGCCGUUUGCUUAAUACAGUGUCACACUGACUAAAACGUGGUCAGGGGCCAAGUUGAAAAUGGUUUCUGCCAUUUAAGUAUUUAAAUAAAUAGAUAAAAGAGCGAGAAUGGAGUUGUAGAUAUUUCCGUAAUGGUGGAUUUUUGUUUAUGAAAGUGGAAUUGUAAUAAAUUCUACAAACCCUUUGAACCAUGUCACACUAUUGUUUUUUGUUUAAGUAUUUAAAAAGAGUUGCAUUGGUCUCAAUAUUUGUCGUUGACUUGGCAACAGAAUUGAAAGAUGAGAUCAGUUGUGAAAGUAUCAUGUAGUACAUUUAAUUACGUUUGCCCAGAAGGACAAAUAAGCUUAGUAGGCUACUGAGGUUAUUAUGGUGUAGUGUUCUUUUGUAAAGUAUAUUUAAAAACAAAUGCAGCCUGUCUUAAGAUUUUCAUGUAAAUUCAAGUAAAUUUGAACACAAAACAGUGUUCAAGUAAAAUUACAGUUAAAUGUUUUUUUUUUUUAAUGAGAAUUGAUGAGAUC
Corythoichthys intestinalis (scribbled pipefish) is the source of this 6982-nucleotide messenger RNA. It is a transcript of the gene btaf1, whose product is annotated as BTAF1 RNA polymerase II, B-TFIID transcription factor-associated. The transcript is spliced from 38 exons. NCBI's taxonomy places the organism in Eukaryota, Metazoa, Chordata, Actinopteri, Syngnathiformes, Syngnathidae. The record is from RefSeq and is a predicted model, not a curated record. Bases 423 to 5984 code for a protein of 1853 amino acids. Gene Ontology annotation, molecular function: DNA binding; ATP binding; TBP-class protein binding.